Messenger RNA from Osmia bicornis bicornis, 873 nucleotides. It is a transcript of the gene Pfdn1, whose product is annotated as prefoldin subunit 1. Gene Ontology annotation, cellular component: prefoldin complex; cytoplasm. The transcript has 2 exons. The record is from RefSeq and is a predicted model, not a curated record. Gene Ontology annotation, molecular function: protein folding chaperone. Gene Ontology annotation, biological process: protein folding. Bases 251 to 631 code for a protein of 126 amino acids. Lineage: Eukaryota; Metazoa; Arthropoda; Insecta; Hymenoptera; Megachilidae.
AGUUUCUGUUUACCGACUAUUAGUUUAUUAAAAAUAUUCAAUUUUGCAAUUUUUAAACAUUAGAAUCGUUGCAAGAUAAAGACUGUAUAAUGAAUUACUGGUACUAAUUUAUACAGGUCCAAAUUACAUAUUUUAAAAGCUGCAUUAAAUUUACAAGCGCUUGGGAGCCCUAUAAACCAUCAGGCCAUCAGCUGGAAUCAAGGAUACAGAUACUCCUUUCAUUGACUGUAAUUUAUUUCCAAAGCACAUAAUGGCCAGGGAACCGGACGAAGAAUUGAGAAAAGCUUUCUCACAGUUACACGAGAAGAUGAUAGAUACUACUCAGAAACUGAAAUUAGCAGAUUUGCAGAUUGAAAAACUAAAACGAACUAAGCAACGCGCUGAGUUGACUGUGAAGGAGAUUUCUUCGUAUCCAAAGGAUACGAAGACCUAUGAAUCUGUCGGCCGGAUGUUUCUUUUAGAUGAUAUAGAUAACAUUAAAGCUGAACUUGAUAAACGAAUGAAAAACGCCGACGAAAAAGUGAAAACUUUAGAAAAUAAUAAAACUUACUUGCAACAAAACCUGAAAGAAAGUGAAAACAAUAUCAGGGAAAUGAUUCAGCAAAGACAGAACAAGGACACGUCCGGUUAAUUUCCUUUCCAUAUAGAAACUUGAAUUGUUUUAUUUCCUGCAAGAAUUAUCAUUUUUUCCUUAUAAAAUUUAUAUCUGCACACAUUUUAUGCUGCGUUCAAUUUGCAAUGUAUAGUUAGAAAUAGAAUGAUGUCAUGUUCGUAUUACCAUCAGUUAUUUGUAUCUAAUACUUUUAUUAUAUUUUAAAAAUAUUUGUAUUUAUUUAAAUCCACCCACCAACCAAUAAAAAGAUUUAUAACGAA